AUGACAACGCAACAGGACGUCGUGCUGCGGGUGAACGACCUGCGCACCCACUUCCAGACACGGUGGGGAACGGUAAAGGCCGUGGACGGCAUCAGCUUCGACCUGCGGCGGGGCGAAACCCUGGGGAUCGUCGGCGAGUCGGGCUCCGGCAAGUCAGUGACCAUGCUGUCGCUGAUGCGACUGAUCCCGAUACCUCCCGGACGCAUAGUAUCCGGCAGCAUCGAGUUGGACGGGCAGGACAUCCUGCAGCUAUCCGAAUCCGAGAUGAACCGGAUCCGGGGGAGCAAGAUCGGCCUGAUCAUCCAGGACCCCAUGACCUCCCUGAACCCUGUAUUUACCAUCGGCAACCAGGUUUCCGAGGCCAUACGGAUCCACCAGGACAUUCCGAAGCGCUCGAUAAUGGAGCAGGCCCUUUCGGUGUUGCGAAAGGUGAACAUACCUGCGGCGGAAUCGCGGAUGCGCGAUUACCCGCACCAGAUGAGCGGCGGCAUGCGCCAGCGCGUGGUGGGUGCCAUAGGCAUCUCCUGCCAGCCUGAGGUGCUGAUCGCCGAUGAACCGACCACGUCGCUGGACGUCACAAUCCAGGCGCAGUACCUGGCCCUGCUGAAGGACCUGCAGCGGGACUCCAACGUGGCCCUCAUAUUCAUCACGCACGAUUUCGGUAUCGUGGCCAAGAUGUGCGACCGCGUCGCCGUGAUGUAUGCCGGGCGCAUCGUGGAACAGGGCAGCGUCCGCGACAUUUUCAACAACCCGUCCCAUCCCUACACGGAGGCGCUGCUGGCGUCGGUGCCGAAGGGCCUCACGAUGCACGAAACUAUGAACGGCCAAGGCCUGCUGGAGGCCGUCGGGCUGAAGAAGCAUUUCCCGGUGACCAGGGGACUGCUCAUCAGCAAGACCAUUGGCCACAUCAAGGCGGUCGACGGCGUCUCAUUCGAGUUGAAGCCCGGAGAAACACUGGGCAUCGUCGGAGAAUCGGGCUGCGGCAAGAGCACCACCGCCAAGAUGAUGCUGAUGCUGGAGGAGCCCACCGAGGGUUCCAUCAUCUUCGAGGGCAAGGACAUUCACACCGCCGAUGCGGAUGCGCGACGGGAGUAUCGCCGGUCGGUGCAGGCUGUGUUCCAGGACCCGUGGAGCUCCCUGAACCCCCGUAUGCGGGUGCGCGACCUGAUCGCCGAACCGAUGACGAUCAACUGGGAAAUGGGCCGCGGAGAGAUCCAGGAACGGGUGCUCAAGCUGCUGAACGACGUGGGCCUCAGCGCCUAUCACGCCAACCUGUACCCCCACGAGUUCUCCGGCGGGCAGCGGCAGCGCUUGGCCAUCGCCCGGGCCCUGGCCCUCCAUCCCAAGGUUAUCGUGCUGGACGAACCGGUCUCCGCGCUGGACGUGUCAAUCCGGGCCCAGAUCAUGAACUGCUUAAGGACCUUCAGAGUGAAUACAACGUCAGCUACAUGCUCAUCGCCCACCAUCUGGCAACUGUGCGCUACAUGUGCACCUGGGUGGCGUGGUGAUUGUACGUGGGCCGCAUCCGCAUAG
Messenger RNA from Geodia barretti, 1533 nucleotides. The record is from the annotation of a GenBank genome assembly. Lineage: Eukaryota; Metazoa; Porifera; Demospongiae; Tetractinellida; Geodiidae.